Molecule: messenger RNA, 471 nt
Organism: Pollicipes pollicipes
Lineage: Eukaryota; Metazoa; Arthropoda; Thecostraca; Pollicipedomorpha; Pollicipedidae
Exons: 3
Coding region: 34-471 (145 amino acids)
Source: RefSeq, a predicted model, not a curated record
CUCCUGCGUAGACACGUUUCGCCCACAGCCAUUAUGAAGAUCGCCGUGUUCGCACUGUGCCUGCUUGCUGCGGCCGUGGCCUGGCCGCUAGACCAGCCGGCGGAGGAGGCCUCCGGCAUGUCCAUCGAGGUGCUGGACCAGCCGGCGGAGGAGGCCUCCGGCAUGUCCAUCGAGGCGCUGGAUCAACCGGCAGAGGAGGCCUCCGGCAUGUCCAUCGAGGUGCUGGAUCAACCGGCAGAGGAGGCCUCCGGCAUGUCCAUCGAGGUGCUGGAUCAGCCGGCGGAGAAGACCUCCAGAAUGGCCAUCGAGCCGCUGGUCGGAAGUGGAGACGCGCCCAUCGACUUCGCAGAACCCGAAGGCAGUGCGUCAGGGGAAGGCCCUCUGGAAAUCUUCUGGGCCGGUGCCAAGGAGAACGAGGUUGUGUCGCCAUCCGACUCUCCUGCUCAGGACUUGACAGCUGAGUCCAGUUAG